AUGAAGGAAAAAGCGUUGAGAACCAAGAUAGAUGAAUUAGUCGCAACACUACAGCAACGUAUAGACAUUGUUACAGCAACAGCAGUUUCUCAAUUUGAGCAAGAGACAGAGAACAAUUACGCAAAGCUCGAUUAUUUGAAAGCCCAUUUCAAGAAAGAUGAUAGUAUAAAUGACUGGUUGAAUGAUAAACAAGAGUUUACAGAGAAAUUAGAUAAAUUAGAGUCUCAAAUAACGGAACUCAGUGACCUGGCUGAUGAAUGGGAAAUUUUUAUUAAAGAGUUACUACUUACCGAUGCAAAACUUUGA
This is a messenger RNA of Kluyveromyces marxianus DMKU3-1042, 306 nucleotides long. RefSeq lists its product as uncharacterized. The transcript has a single exon. Lineage: Eukaryota; Fungi; Ascomycota; Saccharomycetes; Saccharomycetales; Saccharomycetaceae. The record is from RefSeq and is a predicted model, not a curated record. Bases 1 to 306 code for a protein of 101 amino acids.